Messenger RNA from Peromyscus californicus insignis, 2298 nucleotides. RefSeq names its product carbonic anhydrase 10 (gene Ca10). The record is from RefSeq and is a predicted model, not a curated record. Lineage: Eukaryota; Metazoa; Chordata; Mammalia; Rodentia; Cricetidae. Gene Ontology annotation, molecular function: zinc ion binding; carbonate dehydratase activity. The coding region runs from base 55 to 1041 and encodes 328 amino acids. The transcript is spliced from 9 exons.
CCCCUUCCCCCCUGUUUUCCCGUCGAGUGAUGCACCUGGAAUGAGAAUCAGAGGAUGGAAAUAGUCUGGGAGGUGCUUUUUCUUCUUCAAGCCAAUUUCAUCGUCUGCAUAUCAGCUCAACAGAAUUCACCAAAAAUCCAUGAAGGCUGGUGGGCAUACAAGGAGGUGGUCCAAGGAAGCUUUGUUCCAGUUCCUUCUUUCUGGGGAUUGGUGAACUCAGCUUGGAAUCUUUGCUCUGUGGGAAAACGGCAGUCGCCAGUCAACAUAGAGACCAGUCACAUGAUCUUCGAUCCCUUUCUGACACCUCUGCGCAUCAACACCGGAGGCAGAAAGGUCAGUGGGACCAUGUACAACACUGGAAGGCAUGUGUCCCUCCGCCUGGACAAGGAGCACUUGGUCAACAUUUCAGGAGGGCCCAUGACAUACAGCCACCGCCUGGAGGAGAUCCGGCUACACUUUGGGAGUGAGGACAGCCAAGGGUCCGAGCACCUCCUCAAUGGACAGGCCUUCUCUGGGGAGGUACAGCUCAUCCACUAUAACCACGAGCUAUACACAAAUGUCACAGAAGCCGCGAAGAGUCCGAACGGAUUGGUGGUAGUUUCUAUAUUUAUAAAAGUUUCUGAUUCAUCAAACCCAUUUCUUAAUCGAAUGCUCAACAGAGAUACUAUCACAAGAAUAACAUAUAAAAAUGAUGCAUAUUUACUACAGGGACUUAAUAUAGAGGAACUGUAUCCAGAGACCUCUAGCUUCAUCACUUACGAUGGGUCGAUGACUAUCCCGCCCUGCUAUGAGACGGCGAGUUGGAUAAUAAUGAACAAGCCUGUAUACAUAACCAGGAUGCAGAUGCAUUCCCUACGCCUCCUCAGCCAGAAUCAGCCAUCGCAGAUCUUUCUGAGCAUGAGUGACAACUUCAGGCCUGUCCAGCCACUCAACAACCGCUGUAUCCGCACCAACAUCAACUUCAGCUUACAGGGGAAGGACUGUCCUAACAACAGGGCCCAGAAGCUGCAGUACAGAGUAAACGAAUGGCUCCUCAAGUAGGGAACUAAGCCAAGAAGAAUCCCACCUCAGUGAAAUUCUACAACUGUGAAUUGACGUAACCCAGAAUGCCCCCUCUUUCUUCCUUCUCCUUCCUCCCCUAAGCCUUUCACUCUUUGGAUUGGCCCCUUCUUCAUGAAAACUGUUUGCAAAAAUGUGUCAGAAGAGUUCAUCUCUACACACACACACACACAUAUGUAAACACAAGUACACACACAUCCAUACCACCUCCAGGAUGGGAAGUCAAGUCUCAGAAACAGAGGUUCCUUCAUCAAAGGUCUUAGAAGAAAACAACCAGUUAACCUGAUUACAAUUUUGAUACUGUUUUCCUGAACUAAUAACUAUCCAAUGAGACUUCUCAGCCUUUGUACAUACAAAAAUUCUUCUGAAAGAGAGAGGGGAGAAAACACUGUUCCAAAAGCAUCAAGUGGACUCUGUAUCCCAUCAUCCCUGACGAUGUCCUAGGAUACCCUGAGGAUGCUGGUGACAGGUGAACCAGGACAAAGCUGACCAAGGACACUUAUUUCUAGAUUACAAUUCUUCUGUUUACUCAAUGAUUUAAAAAGAAAAUAUUCAAAAAAAAGGACAUACAUCAAAGAGCUAUAUGUUGUGUAUAUAUAUAUCACCGCAGACUAUAAGAAUGGAAUUAUUUCCCUCUUUGUCACAUAACCGUACUAGGAUUUGCCCGAGAUCAGAAUUGAUCCAUUUGCUGUUUCUUGUUUUCUGAAGGUCAUACAUUGUGUUUGGUUAUUGUUAACAGCCCAAUAAAUGUGUUUAAUGCGUUGAUUUCAUUUUUCUGGCUUUGGUCUGUUCUCCUUCCUGCCAGGCUAAGCCCUAGCCCCAUGCAGCUACCUUCUUGGAUCUCCCGUGGUUCCUUCACCCUCCAUGUUUUGUUCAUUUGCAGCCAGUUUUACUGAGUUUGUGGCAAGCAGGAAUGCACUUGCUAAGCAGGUAUGCCUUUAGUCCCACUCCAUGGCUCGGUCAUUCAUCCCAGGUGAGCUUCGGCCUGAUAUAGUAGGCGACAGAUUCCUUGCGUUUCAAAACUGCCAUUCCCCGCCCCCCAACCCCUGUGAUGCUCCUGAAGGAAUGCACUUUGCCUUGUAAAUUCCUGGGAAAUUGGGGUAUCUUUUCUCUCCAGGUGCAGCCAGAUCUCACAAAGUACAAACGAAUGCCUUUCUUUUCUUGUUUAUAAUGGUCACUCACUGUGUUUGGUUACUGUCAAAAAACAAAAUCAAUAAAUGUGUUUAACGAGUUGCCCAA